CUCGACAACCUUGUAUGUAGGUCACUUGAUCUAGCUAGUAUAUCUUGGACCAUAGACCUACUUCAAGCAAACAGCUGACCCUCUAUUCAGCGACAGGCCCACACAGCAGACAAUACGAUCUGAAUGUUUCAACACACGUCCGGGAAGUAUUCUGAGCUAUGAGUUUGGCACACCUGAUCCUCUGAACCAGAUUCCACCACCAUGGACACCUGUAGCACCAUUGACAGCACAGAGACGUUGCCUCUCUUGAAACCGGAACGACCACAGCUUCUACCGUUAUGGAAACGUCUGUUAUAUCUAACGUGGGUGUUCUUCGAAUGCCUGGUGUUUUGUGGUGUCAUGUAUGGCUGGGCUUCCCUGGUGUAUGUUCUGAAAUAUGAGGAGGUCUAUGCUGAUUUGUGUGAGACCGAUCCCGACAAGACUUCAGGACACGGAGAAGUCAAUGAUUCCUGGAUUUUCCAAGAUGGCGGCGGUCAGGACACAGAUGUCGUCUGCCACGCUCAGGACGAACAUUUUGACCUUGUGUUCACUAUCGCCUCCAGUGCUAGUGCGCUCUCGUCACUCUUCACAGGAAAUAUCAACUUUAAAUAUGGAACUCGUGUGACCAGGAUAUUGUCCAUAGCUCUGUUUUUGGCUGGAUCCCUCUUGCUGGCAUUCGAGAGCAAAGAAUUGCCGUGGCUGGUCUUCCCAGGGCUAACGCUGCUUGGUAUAGGAGGCAUACCUCUGUUGGUGACCAGUACACAGAUUUCCAACCUGUUUCCGAAGCAUACUUCUGCGGUUAUUGGUCUUCUCAACGGAGCCUUUGAUGCCUCGGCCGGCGUCCUGCUGGUUAUCAAGAUAGCGUUUGACAAUGGCAUCUCCCGCAAGAACUCCUUUCUGUUCCUGGCCGGCCUCAACGUCACCGUUCUCGCCAGCACCUUCAUCAUCUACCCCCGCUGGUUCAUCAAGAAACACAAACCCCCGGUGAAAGGCAACCCCGACGACGAGGUGAACGCCAACCAGGAGCAGGAGAGGGAGCUGAGUAUUGAAGCCUCCCAGAGCCAGACCAGCAUCAUGCAGUCCAUCCUCACCCCCUUCUUCAUCUUCCACCUGGUCUGGUUCUGCACCCUCUUCCUCCACUUCACCUACUUCGUCUCGUCACUCAACUCCUGGCUCAACUACGUGCUGGACAGGGACAGAGAGAAAGUGAGUUACUACACCAACGUCCACCUCUACUCCCUGAUGCCCGCCAUCGUCGUGGCCUGGUUAGCGGGACUCGUCUUCGACGGCGCGAAGAGGUUCUACCGAGACGAUCUGAGGCCACUUCGAGGAAAGAUACGGGCAUCGGUAGUACCCCUGACGAUGACGUCGCUAAGUGCUGUGCUCGUGUCGGUACUGAUGCUGUGUCCAGAUGAGAAUGUGUUGUAUGUGACGUUCCUUGCAGUCAUGGUGUUUAGGGCGUUCCUGUACGCCACGGCAUCGUCAUUCCUCAUUGCCGUAUUUCCACUUGAACAGUUCGGAAUCCUGUACAGCGCCUCUCUGAUCAGCGCAGGCGCACUGGCCUUCCUUCAGUAUGCCUUGUUUAUGUGGAGCCAGCACAGUGGCUUCGACACGGUGAACGAGUUCCUGGCUGGAAUGGCGGCGUUUACCUUGGUGCAUCCCCUCUAUCAAUAUGUCUCGUGUGCCCGUACCUCACGUUCAAGGAGACACUACGAAAAAGUUUUCUGAGGACAAAAAUCCGUAAAACAA
Molecule: messenger RNA, 1728 nt
Organism: Haliotis rubra (blacklip abalone)
Lineage: Eukaryota; Metazoa; Mollusca; Gastropoda; Lepetellida; Haliotidae
Product: solute carrier family 43 member 3-like
Exons: 11
Coding region: 202-1707 (501 amino acids)
Biological process (GO): transmembrane transport
Molecular function (GO): transmembrane transporter activity
Source: RefSeq, a predicted model, not a curated record